Molecule: messenger RNA, 3183 nt
Organism: Zootoca vivipara (common lizard)
Lineage: Eukaryota; Metazoa; Chordata; Lepidosauria; Squamata; Lacertidae
Gene: NPL
Product: N-acetylneuraminate pyruvate lyase
Molecular function (GO): lyase activity
Source: RefSeq, a predicted model, not a curated record
CAUGCUCAGUAAUGUUUAUUUAUUUCGUUUAAAGAAGCAGCCGCAAAGCCGUCUGAUUCGUAGAAGCCGGUACUGUAGCUGCAGAACUUCCUAGGCUAGGUCAGGGCUCUUCUCUUUCUCUGACGCCACCCCAACCGCUCUAUGGCAGCCCAGAAGAGACUGCAGGGUGUCGUGGCAGCCACUGUCACUCCAAUGACUCAGGAUGGGGAAAUCAACCUCUCUGUGAUUGGCCAAUAUGUGGACUACCUGAUAAAUGAGCAAGCUGUGAAGAAUGUCUUUGUAAAUGGAACUACAGGAGAAGGCCUGUCCCUGAGCGUUCAGGAGAGGAAGCAGCUGGCAGAAGAGUGGGUGACUAAGGGCAAAGAUAAACUAGAUUACGUGAUUAUUCAUGUUGGUGCACUCAGUUUACCAGAAGCAAAGGGACUGGCUAAGCAUGCAGCAGAAAUAGGAGCGGAUGGCAUAGCUGUCAUCGCCCCCUCUUUCUUCAAACAGGUGAAGAAAGAUGCUCUGGUUGCCUUCUUGCGGGAUGUUGCAUCUGAAGCCCCAGGCAUCCCAUUCUAUUAUUACCACAUCCCUCCCCUGACUGGUAUAAAAAUUAAUGCUGAAGAACUGCUAAAUGGGAUGAUAGAGCAGAUCCCCACCUUUAAGGGGGUGAAGUUCAGUGAUAAAGACCUCCUGGAUUUUGGGCAGUGUGUGAAGAAAAAUGAUAAAGGCCAGUUUGCACUUCUGUACGGUGUGGAUGAGCAACUCCUGGGUGCACUCGCUAUGGGAGCGACUGGGGCAGUUGGAAGCACCUAUAACUAUCUGGGCAAGGCAAAUAACUUAAUGCUGGAAGCUUUUGCCAAUGGAGACCUCUCCUUGGCACAAAAAUAUCAGUACUGUACCCAGGAAGUAAUCAGCUUUUUCAUGGCACAGGGCUUUGGCGUUGCAGAGACCAAAGCAAUCGUGACUCUGCUUUCAGGGAUACCCAUGGGUCCCCCACGACUUCCACUCUCAAGUGCCUCUGAGGAGUUCAUUGCCAACGUAAAACCCAAAUUGGAGAGCCUGAAGAACUGUUGCUACAGCUGACUUUAAGCUCCAAUGUGGGCAUAGGAACAUGGACCAUGCAACCUUGGUGAACAGGUCUCACUUGCAUACUUGAGACGCAUCCAUGAGGAAAUUGCUCAAAGACUCCUAACAGGGACUAUGCAUUGAUACCCUCUACAUACCUUGCCUGGAUGGAAAACAGUAGCUGCUUUGCUGCCUGGCAAGGAUAUGAUGCCUCUCCAAUAAGAAAAUAUACUCGAGUAUAAGACGACCCGAAUAUAAGCCGAGGCACCUAAUUUUACCCCCCAAAACUGGGAAAACUUAUUGACUUGAGGAUAAGCCGGUUCACCACCCCACAAACUGCUUUCAGGCUGCUCGUUCCUCCUCCGCCGACAGUGGCAAAGGAGGAAGAAGGAGAUCUGUAUACUAUCCCUUGCUUUUUCCUGUAGGCGUAAUUGCAGUCGUUAACAGUCGUCAACAGGUUUACCAUACCCAUUGAGUCAAUCACCUAUCUCCUACCACCCUUCUGAGAAAAACCCCACCCCACCCUCCCACUAUAUAUAAGGGUCUGGUGACUUCUGUUUCAGUGUAUCUGAAGAAGUGUGCAUGCACACGAACGCUUACACACAGAACAAACGUAGUUGGUCUCUAAGGUGCUACUGGACAAUUUUUAAAUUUAAUUUUUAAAUUUAUUUUGACUGCGUCAGACCGACACGGCUACCUACCUGAAUCUAUUUUUUAAAAGUCAUUCACACAAUUAGCCAUUGGGCAAAUUAUAUAUCUUGUGCACUUUGCAUGGGAAAAUAUCAAUACAGGUGUGCAAGCUUGGGGGCAAUGACCUCAUGAUUGGGGGCAAUGACCUCAUGGUUUAGACAAGCUGCUCCCACUCAUACAACUAAAGAUUUACUACAGCCUACACUAAACAGUCCAUGAAGCACAAGUUCAAGAUUAUUGGAAUGGUAAUGCCUCAAAACCUCUGUGGAGGCAAAGGAAAAAACACAACUUACUUUCUACUGAGGUUUUCAGCCUAAACAAUUGAGGCAAACUACAAAAAAUAGUCUGCACUGCCAAGGAGGACAUCACAAAUGUUACACAAUAAAUAAACUCAAAUUGGUCCACUAUGUUGGAGAGGCUGUAACCAAGCAGGAUCCUAUUACCACAUGUGUUAAUGCAAGUUUGUACAAACCUUCUGGAAAUACUUUUUACUGAGGUUUAUCGUUACAGGGCAGGCGCUACAACCUGAUCCUAAGCUCUUUAAAAAUUGUUUAUUGAUGACAAUAAGGAUUUAAUGUCCUAAGACCUACUAAUCUUGAUGAUCGCUGUUAGACAGCUAAUUACCCAACAUUGAAAGAUAGCUACCAUUCUGAAUUUUGAGGUGUGAUGGGGUAGGAUGCAGAAUGUAGUCCUAAUGGAAAAACAAAGAAACAAUUCAGAGCACUGUAGAAAACAAAAAGCUAGGAUAAAUUUGAAAGAGUUUGGUAUAUGUUUAUUCAACAUGUUGUGAAAGACAGCAUUACUGUGUUGCCACCAUCAACUCAUAGUACACUUCAAAAUAACUUGUUAAGAAGAUGUAUAAGAGAUACUUGAUCUGGAGAGAUUAAAAUGAACAGUGUGAAGUAUUUUAUAAACUUACCUGUAACUCACCUAAGUGGGAUGUAUUAACAUGCAUGGAAUGUCUAUGGGAGAAGGAAAGGGAUUUCUUUGUUAAAUUUACUUGCAAAACUGCAAAAAUAAAGUCUUUUUUUUUAAAAAAAAAGUGGUGGGCAAAAGGUUUCUUUCAUGGUAGAAUGCUCACAAGUCUUCUAAUUGAUAAAUGACUCUAAACGGGUUUUCAAAGAACUCCAUUAAUUAUAGUUCAGAAACUGCUGCUUGACACGAAUUGUAAUGGAAAAUGAAAGUGCCACAAUAAAUUUGUGUGGCCUGUUGGUGGUGAUGAGCAGCAGUUUUAGGACCAUGAAAGUAAAUUAUAAUUGUCCAGAACCUGCUAUAGUUCAUUGGUGAUGAAGGUGUAGUUGAUGAGCACUGCCCUGUCAGCCUCUCUUCUGAGCCUGUCUUGCAAUAAAUUACUCCCAGAUAACAAGUCUGGCCUUCUCAAUCUUGUCUGCCUCCCCCUGGUCACCCACCCUUCAUUAGGUAAGAAAUCAGUUAUAGAAAAUC